GAGGGGGACUGCUGGGGACCCUGACAGAGGUCCAGACGCCGGGGGAAGUGACGGUUCCAAGCCCCGCUGACCCUAUUUAGAGACCAGGAGAGAUUGCUCCAAAUGGUUCGUGACAAUCCAUUCAGGGAGUUUUCAGAAAAUUAUGAUGGUAGCCGGUGUUUCCAUGGCUCUUUUAAGGCCGAAGAAAAAAGGUCGUUGGUGGAGUUCGUAUGUGCUUCGAGGGUGGUGCCUUCUCCUCCUCCUCCUUUUAAGAGGGCAAGGACUAAUACCCCUAGCUCUUCUCUGUCGGGGCCCCCUAGACAGGCUAGUCUCAUAGAGGAAGGUCUCGAAGAUGCUCCUCCUCUUUUUUUGGUUGGUAUUUCCUCAUCUCCCAGAGAUGGUUCUAGUACUGCCACGGGGAUCGAGGCCUGACGCAGUGUUCGACCCAGACGGAGGAUCCGCCUAGUUGCUUCCCUUUGGGUGAUGCUUCAGCGUCCAUGCUACGAGAUGUAAGGUUGGCAAGGGAGAGAAUUUAUGAUUUUGUGUCUGUUAUUGAAGCCCAAGAGGUUGCUUCUCGGGGUCUGGAGGGCGUGG
Messenger RNA from Ilex paraguariensis (yerba mate), 573 nucleotides. NCBI's taxonomy places the organism in Eukaryota, Viridiplantae, Streptophyta, Magnoliopsida, Aquifoliales, Aquifoliaceae. The record is from the annotation of a GenBank genome assembly.